GCGCACUAAUACCACGUGACCUUAACCGUGUGCCCUAUCGGCUUUGGUCUCCUUUGAGCAGUCCUCUGCAAAGAAGGCCUUGAAGAACGAAUUUGAAGAUGUUGACGCGAAGAGUUGCCUCCUCCCUUUUAAGGACUGCCGUCCGAACUGUUCCAAAGGGACUUCAAGGAAGUCUUGGAGCAGCUGCCAUUGCAGCAACAAAACAUUAUCAUACCACACCAACACAAAGAGCCUCUGCUGAAGUUGCAUCCAUCCUUGAAGAAAGAAUUUUAGGAACCUCUAGCAAGGCAGAGCUUGAAGAGACUGGAAGAGUAUUGUCCAUUGGUGAUGGUAUUGCCCGUGUAUAUGGUCUGAAAAAUGUCCAAGCAGAGGAAAUGGUAGAAUUCUCAAGUGGUCUGAAGGGUAUGGCCUUGAACUUGGAGCCAGAUAAUGUUGGUGUUGUAGUAUUUGGUAAUGACAAACUCAUCAAGGAAGGUGAUGUUGUGAAAAGAACCGGAGCUAUUGUAGAUGUACCAAUUGGAGAAGAACUAUUGGGCAGGGUUGUUGAUGCCUUGGGUAAUGCUAUUGAUGGAAAGGGUCCAAUCAACUCUGCAAGCAGGGCUAGAGUUGGGUUGAAGGCCCCUGGUAUCAUUCCAAGAACAUCUGUAAAAGAACCUAUGUUGACAGGAAUAAAGGCUGUAGAUAGCUUAGUACCAAUUGGAAGAGGACAGAGAGAGUUGAUUAUUGGAGACAGACAGACUGGAAAGACAGCCAUUGCUAUUGACACUAUUAUCAACCAAAAGAGAUUCAAUGAAGCUGGAAAUGAAAAGGCCAAACUUUACUGUAUUUAUGUUGCAAUUGGCCAGAAAAGAAGUACAGUGGCCCAGCUUGUCAAGCGCCUUACAGAUGCAGAUGCUAUGAAGUACACAGUAGUUGUCAGUGCCACAGCUUCUGAUGCAGCUCCUUUGCAAUACCUUGCCCCAUACUCUGGUUGUGCCAUGGGUGAAUACUUUAGAGACAAUGGCAAGCAUGCACUGAUUAUCUAUGAUGAUUUGUCUAAACAGGCUGUUGCAUACAGACAGAUGUCUUUGUUGCUGCGUCGUCCUCCAGGCCGUGAAGCCUACCCAGGAGAUGUCUUUUACCUCCAUUCACGUUUGCUUGAGAGAGCUGCAAAAAUGAAUGACAACUUUGGAGGAGGAUCUCUCACUGCUUUGCCAGUCAUUGAAACCCAGGCUGGUGAUGUGUCAGCAUAUAUUCCAACUAAUGUCAUCUCAAUCACUGACGGUCAAAUCUUUUUGGAAACUGAGUUGUUCUACAAAGGAAUCCGUCCUGCUAUUAAUGUAGGUCUUUCAGUCAGCAGAGUAGGAUCUGCAGCUCAGACCAAAUCAAUGAAACAGGUUGCAGGGUCUAUGAAGCUAGAGCUUGCCCAGUACCGUGAAGUAGCUGCAUUUGCCCAAUUUGGAUCAGAUUUGGAUGCAGCAACACAAUCUUUACUGAACAGAGGAGUCCGUCUUACUGAAUUAUUGAAACAAGGACAAUAUGUACCAAUGGACAUCGCUGAGCAAGUCACAGUUAUCUAUGCUGGUGUAAGAGGAUAUUUGGACAAACUGGAACCCGCAAGAAUCACUGCAUUUGAAAGUGCCUUUGUGAAACACAUUCGCUCAACACAGCAAGAGCUGCUGAAAGCUAUCCAAACAGAAGGACAUAUCUCGCAGGCCAGUGAUGAGAAACUGAAAGCUGUAGUAACUUCAUUCUUGGCAUCUUUUGAUUAGAAAUUCUUUGAGCUCAACAGAAAAUGACAAUUUAUUUUACGACCAAACUUCCCUAAAUGUUCCUCACAGCCUACAUGUUGCUGUAAAUGUAAUAUCUUUCGCCUGAUUUGAAAUCUUUAGUACAGGUUUUUAUGCGCAGAGUGUCUAGUAUUAAAUGAAUUGCGGUGAAAUGGUGUAUUAACUUGACUUGUUCAGAAUAUCUGUUUAAAA
Messenger RNA from Rhopilema esculentum, 1961 nucleotides. Its product is annotated as ATP synthase F(1) complex subunit alpha, mitochondrial. Gene Ontology annotation, biological process: proton transmembrane transport; proton motive force-driven ATP synthesis. Gene Ontology annotation, molecular function: proton-transporting ATP synthase activity, rotational mechanism; ADP binding; ATP binding. Lineage: Eukaryota; Metazoa; Cnidaria; Scyphozoa; Rhizostomeae; Rhizostomatidae. The record is from RefSeq and is a predicted model, not a curated record.